This is a messenger RNA of Cololabis saira (Pacific saury), 1218 nucleotides long. It is a transcript of the gene noto, whose product is annotated as notochord homeobox. Gene Ontology annotation, molecular function: DNA binding; DNA-binding transcription factor activity, RNA polymerase II-specific. The coding region runs from base 1 to 1218 and encodes 405 amino acids. NCBI's taxonomy places the organism in Eukaryota, Metazoa, Chordata, Actinopteri, Beloniformes, Belonidae. The record is from RefSeq and is a predicted model, not a curated record. Gene Ontology annotation, biological process: central nervous system development; regulation of DNA-templated transcription; neuron differentiation. The transcript has 6 exons.
AUGCACGCACCGAUGAAACCGUUGGAAGUUUAUGGAUACUCCGUGCGUAAUUACGCACCGGCACCGCCGUACCCGCAGGUCCACGGAGGUCAAUGCCUGUCCUCCACGAAGCCUGUCAGCGGUAAAUCUUUCACCAUCGAGGCCCUGCUGGCCAAACCCGAGGAGAGGCUCGGGGGUCGGACCAGUCCCACGCAGUGCGGGGUGAAGUUCCACCCUGCAGCGGCCGCGCCGCCUCUACCUGGACACGCUGCUUUACAGAUGCCUCCAGCACCGUAUUUCUACAAUCCAAACAUCUCACACCCCGCAGUCCACACGCAGCCUGGAUACUCGGUCUACUGCUGCCCGCCGUUCACCUACCAGGCAUCGUGUCGUGGAGCAUUUUACGCACAAGCUUCAAUGUCCAAAGUCAACGCAGGGCUGCAUUCCUUCAAAACCAAAGGCGGGAAGUCUAAACGGAUGCGCACCAGCUUCACCAGCGAGCAGCUGUCCCGGCUGGAGAAGGAGUUCGCACGGCAACAGUACAUGGUCGGGUCGGAGCGGUUCCUGCUGGCCUCCGCUCUGCAGCUCACAGAAGCCCAGGUCAAGGUCUGGUUCCAGAACCGACGCAUCAAGUGGAGGAAGCAGAGCCUGGAGCAGCAACAAGCCAAACUGGCCAAACUGGGCCUGGCUGCUCCGGUGAAGAGCCCCGGCUCCCAGGGCCACGGGGAUGAAGGUGGAGAGGAUGAGGAGUUCUCCGACUCCGAUGUGGAUAUAGAAGUUUCCGACGGCUCUGCUGAUCAAGGCCGGGGCUCCCACACGCCCGCCCACCGCCGGCGGGAGGCCUUUCUCUGCUCCGCUGACUACCAGCGUCACGGCUUCCAUGCAGGCAGACACUCACACACUCUGCUGAAGCCAGACCUGGCAGACACCAGGGAUGAAACACCAGGGAUCACACCCCCCAUAAUCCCAUUGAGGGACAGACAGACAGAAGCAGCCAGAGGCCUGGGAAAGUCCUGGGGGGAGGCCGGGAUCAUCGUCUCAAUUAGCACAGGGCACCUGAACGGACAGAAGCGCGCCAGCUCUGGCUCCCUUGAGAGGCAAAAGUCUCCCGCCUUCACGGACGACAUGAACGGUUGGUUUCCCAAAGAGAGGAAGAAAACGGAGGACAACCAAAGUGGAUGCUUUCCUCUACUGAUGAAGGCCAACGACUCUCCGGAGAGACGCUGUCUAACUCUGUGA